CGCCAGCCAGGGCUUCUCCUCUUCGUGGCCACGCUCCCGUCCGGACUCCAUCUCCGAGACCUCGUCUCCGGCGGCAAAAGCAGCGGCGAAAUGGUGAAGGGACGCACGGGGCAGCGCGUGAGGCUCUAUGUCCGCGGCACCAUCCUCGGAUACAAGAGGUCGAAGUCGAACCAGUACGAGAACACCUCGCUGGUGCAGAUCGAAGGGGUGAACACCAAGGAGGACGUGGCGUGGUACUGCGGGAAGCGGAUGGCCUACAUCUACAAGGCCAAGACGAAGACCAGCGGCACGCACUACCGCUGCAUCUGGGGCAAGGUUACCCGCCCGCACGGCAACUCCGGCAUCGUCCGCGCCAAGUUCAAGUCCAACCUGCCGCCAGCGUCCAUGGGGCACAAGGUCAGGGUCUUCAUGUACCCCAGCAGCAUCUAAAGGAUCUUCCAUAACCUACCAAGUUGAUAGUUUUGAGGAGGUUCAACCAGAAAAGCUUUCAUGGCAAUUUUGAAGAGUUUAGCUUAUCCAAUUAUUGGACAGACUGUUGCAACUUCAAGAACUUAUGUUGAUCGUAACUCACUUGCCUUAAAUGAAGUAUUAUGCAGUGCUAAUGAAUUUUGCUGA
Messenger RNA from Phragmites australis (common reed), 615 nucleotides. Its product is annotated as large ribosomal subunit protein eL33w-like. The record is from RefSeq and is a predicted model, not a curated record. The transcript is spliced from 4 exons. NCBI's taxonomy places the organism in Eukaryota, Viridiplantae, Streptophyta, Magnoliopsida, Poales, Poaceae. Gene Ontology annotation, molecular function: structural constituent of ribosome. Bases 91 to 429 code for a protein of 112 amino acids. Gene Ontology annotation, cellular component: ribosome; cytosolic large ribosomal subunit. Gene Ontology annotation, biological process: cytoplasmic translation; ribosomal large subunit biogenesis.